AUUCAGUUCGCUUCGAAACGUCGUGUGGGUGAGUCGUCGCCGUCGCCGUUUCUUUCCAUCGUCGUUGUCGUUGAAGGCGCGUGCGUGCAACGCUUUGUUGGAAGUGCUUGUUGCUGUGAGAGUGUUUUCCACAAUUAGAAGUAACGGUGCGAAGGUGAAACUGGAAAGUCAGCGGAGCGUCCAUUCCAAGUGCAUCUUCAAAUUGAGUAGUGUUUGCAAUUUGUUUUUGUUAUUCAAGUGUUUUUUACCUGUGCCCCCAAACCAACUACUACAGCAACAACAACAGCAACAACAAAGUUGAAGAGCGAAUUAAACAAAUAUUGUAAAAAUCAAAAGCCUAGGCAAAGUUCACAGCCGGUUUAGUCAUACGCGAAUUUCUGAGAAUUCUACAAGUUGAUUUGAGAAUCGCCAACUGCUGGCUAAAAAAAAAUCCAUCUAACAGUCAAGUGUGCGCGCCUGAGUGUGUGUAUGCGUGCGUGUGUGUGUGCGCAUGCAUGUUCUAUGUGUGUAUAACAGCUGUUGCGCUGCACUUCCAGUCUAAAUUGCGUACUUAUUAGGUAUUUGCUCUGCGCGAAUAGCAGCGAUAAGAUAGAAGCCAAGACAUUUCGCACAGUGUAAAACUCUUGAACUCGCGCUGACGUGUGUGUGUGUGCGUGUGUGUGUGUUUAUCUUAUCGGUAGACCAUUGAUUGGAGUAGCUUUUCGCCUUUGCCUAAGCAAUGCCGGGUGAAGUCAUUUGCGCAGCGACUAAGCGGAAAAGACUAUGGACAAGGGGCCUCGACUAGAUAGGAUAUCUAACAAGCCAUAAAACAUCCACCCCCUCCCAAUCCUACCAACCCAAUAUACUUAGUGCGAAAAAACCAGCCACGCAAUCUUUGGCUAAAUUUGGACACAAACCAAAUACCAAACAAGGCAUUGCGAACAUAAAUCAACUGCAACAGGAGCAACGGCAGCAGCAGUAGCAGCAGAAGUCACCAAGAUGGACAUAGAAUCCGAUUCGGACACCUGGGAGGAUUUUUUUGGCAGCACCACAGAGCUGGCCCCCUCGCUGCUGGGACUUUAUGACACGCUGACAAACAGCUUGGCCGUCGUCGGUGGUGCCACAACCAAGGCUGACGUGCAUGCAACUGCCGCUGGCAACCAAAGCAGCGGUGAGUCAACGCCCAAGCGCAGCAACAGCAACUGCAGCAGUAACUCGAGCAACUCGAGCAACUCGAGCAACAACAGCAGCGACAACCUAUCGGGCAGCUAUGCACUAGAUGCCGCACCACAGUCGCCGCUGGUGGUUGCCGGUCUGCGUGAUGAGGCUGAUGGCGUGCAGCUGAGUCGUCUGGUGGUGCAGCGGCGUCAGGAGCUGGGCAGCAGUCACAGCAUCGCCUCCAGUGGCAGCAACAACAACAACAACAACAACAAUUCCAGCAACAAUUCGCGCCGCGGCAACAAUAUUCGCGUGCUCUCGCCCAAUGUGCAGCGCAUCAUCGCGCACGCGGACGCAGAGCCCGUGAAUGCGGUGGACAUUGAGGCACUGCAGCAACAGCAACAGCAACAGCAGCUGCAGCAGCAGCUUCAGCGCAGUCCGACGCCUGUGCGUUAUGUAAAGGCCCCAACGGCUGCCUCUACACCGCCUAAAUUGAAACUGUCGCAUCUGCCGCUGUCCAAGAUUACGGGCAAACUGUCGACGCAAUCCGGCAGCGAUUUGGUGUCCACCUUGGAUGCAAGCAGCGAUUAUAGUGGUUCGCCUAGAAGAGCUACGCCCGUGGAUGAGGAUAAAACGCCGACGAAUAAAGCAGCGCCCGGCACACCCUUCCACUUUGAGGGCCAACCCUUUGGCCAACUCAAGCUGCGUCUGUACGACACGCAGCAGAGCAUUAAACUGAGCGAAAUGGAGCAGCUGGCGGUGACCAGCAUGCAGCUGGCCGCACCACCGCCGCCAGCUACACCGCCCCGGCACAAGGCAUUCGUUGUGGCUAGCGAGCCGCUGAGUCCCGAGCCAUUUGUGGACACUAUCAACUUUGAUCUGGUUGCACAGCACAUUGAACAGUUGACCCUAAGCGAUCUGGAUCUGGGUGAAACGCAGACAGAUGGAAGCGCACAGCAGCUGGUGGAGGCCAUCAAUAAGCCGCUGAUAGGCAAGCCGCUGGUGCGCAGCGUCUCCGCACCACGCGCCAGCUUGACGGGCUCCAGCUGCAGCUCCCCGCUGCAGACAUAUGCGCGCACCAAGCUCAAGAGUCAGAGCGGUAAGGCCAGCACGCUGGGCGGCGGCAUGCCUCUGCGGCUGCCCACCGCCGAGCAGCUGGCCGAGCUGGAGGAGGCCAACAAGCUGUCGGCGGAGAGUCUGGACACGUUGACCGACAUCAAGCCGAAGUAUCCGCCGCGUCUGAGCGAGCUGACGCGUCUUAAUAAUCGCCCAUUGUCCUCCUCCUCCAUUUGCUCCACAUCGUCCAGUUCGAGCUCUGGCUCCGAUCAGCUGCUCAAUGGCAAGCUGGCUGCCACCUCGUAUUUGGCCAGCGUCGAGAGCCUGGCCGAGAGCGAGAACGAGCUGGGCGAUCAUCAUCAUCAUCCCUCCCACACGAAUCCCAUGAGCGUGCUGGAACGCGCCUGCCUGGAGAUUGUGGACUCGGAGCGCAGCUUUGUUGAGGAUCUCGGUCAGGUUAUCAAAGGUUAUCUGCUGGACUGGAAGGAACGCGCUUGCCUGCGCCUGGACGAAUUGCAAAUACUCUUUGCCAACAUUGAAGAGAUUUACGAAUUCAAUUCGAUGCUACUGCAGCAGCUCAUCAACUCGGGCAUGGAGCCCGCCAAAAUAGCUAAAUGUUUUAUAAACCUACGUGAACGUUUUAAUGUGUAUACAACCUACUGCACAAGCUACCCGGAAGCCAUCUCGCUGCUGACCAAGCUGCUGCAGGCGAAACACACGAACUCGCUGCUGGCCUCCACGCAGAAGCUGCUGCAACAUCGCCUGCCGCUUGGCUCCUAUUUGCUGAAACCGGUGCAGCGCAUACUCAAGUACCAUCUGCUGCUGGACAGCCUGCGCAAGCACUGCGAUGUCAAGGAGGUGGCCGAGGCGUAUGCCAUAAUGCGUCAGGUAGCGCAUCACAUUGACCAGGUGAAGCGUCAGCAGGAGCAGCAGAGUCGUGUCAAGGAGCUGUCUGGCAUACUCGACGGCUGGAUGGGGCCAGAUCUGAGCGUGCUGCGCGAGCUGCGGCACGAGGGCCUGCUCAUGGAACAGCACAACAAGCCGCGUCAGGUGCUGCUCUUCGAGACGAUGCUGAUCAUCACCAAGCAGAAGGAGGACGGUCGUCUGCAGUUCAAGAGCCUCAUAACCCAAAAAAAUCUGAUGCUUAGCGAACAUUUGCCCGGCGAGCCCACCAGCUUCUAUGUCAUACCCUUCGAUGAGCCGCGCAAUCAAAUCAAGCUGACGGCCAGAAAUCGUGACCAGAAGCGCAUCUGGACGCAGCACAUUAAAGGUGUUAUGCUCGAGGAGCUGGAUAUACCCACGCGCGCCAAGGAACUUGUCUACCAGCUGGGCAACGAGGAAGAGCGCACGCCGGAUCGCAGCACCUGGAAGUGGAGCCUGAACUCCAGCAGCAACUCGACGCCCACAUAUUUGGAGAGGCGCAACGCUUGCCGGCGCAGCGAGAUACGUCAGCGGAACUCCAAGUUCAAGCGAAAGACCAUCGCCAACUCCGGCUCCUUUGACAGCUUCAAUGAAUCGCUGGAACAACCACAGCCCGAGGACCAGCAGCAGCAGCCAGCAGCUAAGCCCGCCAAGGCGCUGGGGCGCAACAAUAGCUUGGAUGACACUGCGCUUCAGAAACUGGCCGCUGCUGUGAGAUAUCGGAGCGGCGGUAAGCGCGACGGCAAGUCCAGCCCCAGCAAGGAGCACUGCAAGUGUGCGUCACAGGAGCAGGAUCAUGAUCAGUGCCUGUGCAUACUGCGUGACCAGCGCAGUCGCACCAAAUCCCAGAGUCCAGUGUUUAGUUACAAGGCGUUAAAGGAGCGCAGCAAGUCGGUGCCCCGCAUUGGCGGCUUCAGCCUCGACGAACAGCGGGAGGCGGAUGACGACAGUUCCGCCUCGCUGCGUGGCAGCAAGCCCGAUCUUAGCGAGCGCAAGGCCAAGGGCAAGGGCUACUUCGAGGUGAAGCAAUACAACCACAAGACCAUGCCCAAGCGCAUUGCUACGCUAAAGAAGCAGCGGGGCAGCAGUGGAAAUCGCAAGGAGAGCUGCUCCAAGUUCUACAUGGAUCUCAGCGAGUUUGACAGCACGGUGCUGAAGAUAACCGAAUCCACAGAGGAUCUCGAGCUGGCCGAGGAGGCGCGGGAGACUCAAUCUCCGCAGCCGGAACAGUAUUAUGCCAGCCAGCUGGAGACAUCAACAUCGACGCUCUCGCCAGCCGAAAAGUCCAGGCGUGAUGCGGAAAUUGUGCUCGAUCUGCUCAAAAACAACAAGGAGUUCGAGCGCAUCUACAACAAGAACAAACAGCAGAAGCAGCGACGGGACAGCAGCCAGGCCACAACGCCGCUAUCGCCGCUCAGCCCUGGCCAGGAGGCGCCACCGUUGCCGCCACGUCCGCCAUCGCGCUCACCGCCGCCCCUAGACGCAGAACAGGAACUGGCCAAGCAGCAGCAGCAGCAGGUGAAGGACGUGGAGGAGCCCAUCUAUGAGACGCUGCUGCGUAAUGUACAUGUGCCCUACAAGUUCUCACCUGUGCUGGGACGCGCCAAGUCCGUGCAAUACUUCAAGCAGCGCGAGAAGCGUGCGCCAGCGCCAGCGCCACGGCCCGAAUCUGACUAUGUCACCCUGGUGUACUCGCCGGAGGGCGUACUGCAGCGUGUCGGCGAGGAUGCAGUGCAGCAGCAGCGUGACAGCACUGGCUCCGAGUCCAGCUCCGGCUCGACGGUAAAACGUGACAGCCAAACAACUGUCAUCAAUCUUAGCCUGGAGUCCAAUACUGAGGCGGAUCAGAUUGAUGCGCUCUAUGCGCGUCCCAUACCAAAGAACCUAAUGAGACGUUUGCUCAGCAAUGGCUCCGGCAAUGGCCAUAAGGGCGCAUUGGAGAACGUUAGCCACUCGGAGAUUUCGCUGCUGCCGCGUGCACUCAAAUCCAUUGAUAAUUUGAGCAUGGCCUUUGGACGCAGCAAUCGGCCGCCCGAACGUCGCGUUUCGGAUGUGAGCGAAAUGUGCCGCCAGAGCAUACUGCAUCGUCAGGGCAGCGAGGCAGUGGGUGAGCGCAUGGCGCAUGUGGAUUAUGCAGAUCCCAAGACGCUCUUCAGCAUCAUAGCCAGCUCGGAGGCGUCGCUGCAGCGCGACUCUGUCUUCUCGCUCACCUCCUCCUCAUGCACGUCAAGCGACAGCAUGUGUGAGCAGCAGCGGAAGCGCUCCGCCGCAGAGCUGCCAGCAUCCGGCUUCGAGUACGAGCAGCAUGUGGAGGAUAGUCUGGAGAAUGAUUUCCGCGAUUCAGCCAUUUACAGUGAUGAUAACAACGAAAAGCGCAGCAUUGAUUUAGACCUGAAGCGGCCGCGCAGUCCACCACCGCCGCCCCCCUCUUUGUCUGGAGCGGACCGUCAUCUGGCGCCGUCAUCGCCGUCCCCGCCUGAAAUAGCGCCCAAGCCAACGAAAGCAGCGAUACAUGAGCUGCUUGGCCAACAUCCAAGUGUGGUGCUUUGUCCACCGCAUCUCAGCCAGGCGGCAUCGCGCAGCUGGGUGCUCCAGCAGAUUGAGAACUUCAACAAGUAGACGAGCCGUCGAGGGAGAUUGCGAUUCCCUUGUUCAUUGCCAUAGAAGUGCAUAGUUUCGUAGUUUUUUUUUACUGUAUAUAUUCAAGUACUUUUAAAUACAAACUAUCUACUUACAUGUUCAAGAAA
Messenger RNA from Drosophila virilis, 5861 nucleotides. RefSeq names its product Guanine nucleotide exchange factor in mesoderm (gene GEFmeso). Lineage: Eukaryota; Metazoa; Arthropoda; Insecta; Diptera; Drosophilidae. Gene Ontology annotation, molecular function: guanyl-nucleotide exchange factor activity; small GTPase binding. The record is from RefSeq and is a predicted model, not a curated record.